AUGAAGAAUAAAUUAAGAGGAUACAAUAAUCAAGAAAAAUUAAAAAAAACUAAAACAAAAAAGGUGUUAGAAAAAUCUAAAAAAAAAAAUGUUAGUAAAAGAUUAGAAGUAGCAUUUUUCGGUCAUAGAAAUAUAUAUUUAAAAGAUAUACAUAACUUUAUAGUUAAUUUAAGAAUUGGGAAAUACAUUUUUAAAAAUGAAAUAUUUGAAAUAAAAAAUAGCGAAUGCUUAAAUAAUUUAAUUAUUGUUAUAAUUCCUAAUUUAUCUAAUUUUUACAUUAAAGACAUAUCAACAGAUAAUGUAUUUAAUAAAUUACAAAAAAAUAAUAAUUUUAGAAGAAUUCAUACAGAGAAUUGUGUAAGAAAUAAUUAUAGUAAUAUAAUUUUUAAAUCUUUAGGUGUAUCUGUUUUAAAAAACAAAAAAAAAUUAAAUUUCCAUGACAAUUUUAGCAUUGAUAAAUAUUUAUUAACAAAAGAACAAAUGAUAAUAAAUAAGUAUCCCACUGAAUCAGAUAAUUAUAUAAAUUUUGAUGAUAUAGAAUAUAAUAAAUGGGAGAAAAAAAUUUACGAUAUGCAAAAAUAUUUAUCAAAAACAAUGAAUUCAACAAAUAUUGUUUCUUUGAAUGAUUUCACUAUUCAAAAAGAUGAAGACAAAUGUAACGAAAAUAUGGAGGAUAAUGAAAAAAAAGACUUAAAUGAUAGUAGUAUAAAAGAAAAUGAUACAUCACAAAAAAAUAUAUUUACUGAUGAACAUAUACAGUUAUAUACUGAAGUACUAGAAAAACUUUUAAAAGCAUCAAAAAGAAAUAAAAAUUAUCUGAAAGAAAAUAAUGAUAUAUCAAGUCAAAAUAAUGACUAUUCAAAUUCAUUAGAUAAGAAAGAUGAUGAAAUUGUAACAAAGGAAAAUAAUCAAAUAAAUGAAAAUUCAAAUAUGUUGAAUUUGGGAUCGAUGAUAAGCUAUAAGCUGAAUGAGAUAGAGAAGUUAAAAAAUAAAGAUAUAAAUGAUAUUAAAAUAAAAGAAACGAAUAACAUAUGCUUAAAUGGAGGUGAUGAAAUACAAAAAGAAAAUAAAGACAAAAAUAAAAAUGAAAAUAAAAAUAAAAAUUAUAUUGGAGAAUUUGAUUUAGAUAAUAUUUUUAGUAUAGAUUGUGAAAUGUGUGAAACAAUCAAUAACCAAAGAGAAUUAACAAAAAUAACUGUAGUUGACGCUUAUAUGAAUAUUAUAUAUGAUUCAUAUGUUAUUCCUGACAAUAAAAUUACAAAUUAUUUAACAUUAUAUUCUGGAAUAAAUGAAAGCACAUUGGAGAAUGUGAAAACAAAAUUAAAGGAUGUACAAGAACAUUUAAAAAAGUUUUUAAAUAAUAAAUCUAUUCUAAUUGGCCAUUCACUUGAAAACGAUUUACAUGCCCUAAAAAUUAAUCAUCCUUAUGUUAUUGAUACAUCUAUUAUUUACUCUAAUUCUAAUUACUUUUCAAAACCAUCUUUAUUUCAACUUUCAAAAAAGUAUUUAAACAUUAUUAUGAAAAGAGAAAAUGGUCAUAAUUCUAUUGAUGAUGCGAAAAUUAGCAUGUUUUUAGCAUUAAAAAAGAUAAGUGAAUUAGAUGCAAACGACUUCUAUUGUUUUUUUCAUCCACUAUCUUUUUUUAUGAAUAAAACCAAUUUUGAAGAAAUAAAAAAUAAUAUAAUUUAUGAUGAAGACAUAACAUAUAAAUUUGAAAAAAAUAUGUGCAUAUUUGAUUCAAAAAAUAAAUUUAUUGAAGAAAGAAUUCCAAAGAAUUUUCUUCGAAAUUGUUUUCAUUGUAUUUGCGAAAGUGAUGAUGAAUGCGUAGAAAAUUUAAUUUUAAAUAUAAAAAAUGAAAAUAAAAUAAAAAAUUAUUUAUUAGUGUUAAGAGAUUAUGAAAAUUUAUGUAAUGAAAAAAUAUACAAGUGCAUUAGAAAUGUCAAUAAUAAGGAUUUUAAGGUAGAAGAUAAUGAGAAAAUAUAUGAAAUACCAACGAGAGUUGAAGCAAAUGAAAUUUUAAAUAAAUUAAGCACAAAUAUUGAAAAAAUUUAUAAUAAUAUGGGUAAAAAUGAUGCUCUGAUACUUCUAUCUUUUAACAACAAUUAUUUAGCUGAAGAAAAAGUUAAAGAAACAUUUUUCUUAGCAAAAGAUAUUUUUUAUUCUAAUGUAGAUAUAAAUGAUAAGUUAAAUAAUAUUACUGAAAAAAUUAGUUCAUUAGAAAAAAUUAUGAAUAAAAAAAAAAAAAACAAUGAAUGUACAAACAAUCAUUUUUAUGAAUUUCUCCGUUUGUUAUAUACUUAUGAUAAAUGUGUUAUUAAUUAUUUAAAUGAAAAUAAAACAAAUGAUAAAAAUAUUUAUAUCAUGAAUUCUUUAACAAAUUUAAAAAAUAAUUUAAUUAUAAACAACAAAAAAAGAGAAUUUAAUGGAUGGUUCUCCAUAUUACUAAAAAAUUAG
Messenger RNA from Plasmodium relictum, 2454 nucleotides. RefSeq names its product exoribonuclease, putative. The record is from RefSeq and is a predicted model, not a curated record. Gene Ontology annotation, cellular component: nucleus. The coding region runs from base 1 to 2454 and encodes 817 amino acids. The transcript is spliced from 2 exons. Lineage: Eukaryota; Apicomplexa; Aconoidasida; Haemosporida; Plasmodiidae. Gene Ontology annotation, molecular function: exonuclease activity; nucleic acid binding.